GCGGCAAUUACUGUGAUCCGAUCGGAUAUCGUCGGGAAUAGACCCCCUCCACACCUCCGCUUAUGUUUUGUUUGUUAUAUAAAAAGAGUGCACUAUCACAGCUAUACCAGUCGUCAAGGCAUUUGUCUCUAAAGCAAAAUGUUCUCCAAAAUCGUCCUAACCUGUGCCCUAGUGGCUGUUUGCCACGCCGGUCUCCUGCAGCACGCACCGGCUGUGUCUUCUCAGAACAUCGUUCGCCACGACCAGCCAAUCCAACAUGAGGCUCCCAUCCAAUACGCUGAGGUCCACUCUGCCCCUAUCAUCCACGCAGCACCAGCCAUUCAUGCUGCUGAAUUCCACUCUGCACCAAUCCAUGCUGCUCCCAUCCAUCUCGCUCAGGCUCAUCAGGAGGAUCACUAUGUUGAUGAAUAUGCUCAUCCCAAAUAUGGAUACUCGUACUCCGUGGAGGACCCUCACACCGGAGACCACAAGUCCCAGCAUGAGACUCGCGACGGUGACGUCGUAAAAGGCGAAUAUUCCCUGCUCCAGCCUGACGGCUCUUUCCGCAAGGUUACCUACACUGCUGAUCACCACAACGGAUUCAACGCAAUCGUACACAACACACCACCCGUUAUCCAUCAUUAGACAUCCACGUGUAUGCAAUCUGUGAUAUUAGAAUUAUGCGUUAGUUUUUAUAGUGUGCAAUGUUCUCAUUUUCUAAAUUUGUAUGUUAAUGUAGUGAUUAUUAUUUUUAAUAAACACCAUCAAUCAAUAUUGUAAUCACGAAUGAUUCACGACAGUUUUAUACAAACUAUGUGAUUACAUUUUAUGCAUGAUUGUAAUGAAAACGUGUGGCAUAUUAUGUGUAUUUGUAAAUAAAAUAAAUAAUUAAAACAUG
Messenger RNA from Galleria mellonella (greater wax moth), 877 nucleotides. Its product is annotated as larval cuticle protein A2B-like. The transcript is spliced from 4 exons. Gene Ontology annotation, cellular component: extracellular matrix. The record is from RefSeq and is a predicted model, not a curated record. Lineage: Eukaryota; Metazoa; Arthropoda; Insecta; Lepidoptera; Pyralidae. The coding region runs from base 139 to 624 and encodes 161 amino acids.